This is a messenger RNA of Hippoglossus stenolepis (Pacific halibut), 2347 nucleotides long. RefSeq names its product progesterone receptor membrane component 2 (gene pgrmc2). The record is from RefSeq and is a predicted model, not a curated record. The transcript is spliced from 3 exons. Bases 132 to 728 code for a protein of 198 amino acids. Gene Ontology annotation, cellular component: membrane; endomembrane system. Lineage: Eukaryota; Metazoa; Chordata; Actinopteri; Pleuronectiformes; Pleuronectidae.
CCCCCUGUCGCUGGAGCGGAGCUGAUGGAUCAGUUCUCACCGAGAACACGAUGUAACAAAGCAGCCGCGGACUCCCCCAGCGAGUGUGUUCUCUCCCACGGUCCGUGGAGGCAGCAGCAGGGGCGUGCAGUAUGGCGGACGAUGGAGACACUUGGAGCGGACCCGCGGACGCCAGCGGCGGGCAGGGGGCAGCGGAGGAGUCGGACGGGCUCGGCCUCGGCGGGAUGUUGCUGAACGUCGGGCUGCUGGUGGCGGUGGCCGCGGUGUGCGUGGCGGUGUACCGGCGGUGGGCCAGGCGGCUCGGCCCCGACGCGGCCCAGGGCGUCGAGGCCUCGGCUCUGCCCAAGAUGAGGAGACGGGACUUCACGCUGGAGCAGCUGCGGGAGUACGACGGGCUCCUCAACCCGCGCAUCCUCAUGGCCGUCAACAUGAAGGUGUUCGACGUGACCAGCGGGAGGAAGUUCUACGGGAAAGACGGUCCUUACGGCAUUUUCGCAGGCCGGGAUUCUUCGAGAGGCCUGGCCACCUUCUGCCUGGAGAAAGACGCCCUGAGGGACGAGUACGACGACUUGUCCGACCUCAACGCUGUACAGAUGGAGAGCGUGAGGGAGUGGGAGAUGCAGUUCAAGGAAAAAUACGAUUACGUCGGGAGGUUGCUGAAGCCGGGGGACGAGCCGUCGGAGUACACGGACGAGGAGGACAUCAAGGACCAUCUGAAACACGACUGAGCGGUUCCAUCACACCGACCAAAGCCAGGAGCCCCAAACAGCUGCGACAGACACCCCCCCCCCCCACCCCAGACCUCCUCCUGCUCCUCUCACUCCAUCGACCUACCUGCCGCUGUCUUGACCUGCCCUGCUCCCCGACCUCCUCCUGAAUCUGUCCGGUGCCGCGGCUGUUCUCAAAGGACAGGACUCAAGUCUCACCGCCCGGGCCUCCCUCCCUCCCUCAUCAUCCACCAACAGAAAGCAAUUGGAAACCUUUUGAAGAGUGUGGUGGGGGGGGGGGUUUUCUAACGACGGCAGACAUGUCUGGGGGCAGAGAGGUUGAUCGAUUUAUUGAAACAAAACCACAAAAUAUUUAGGGGGGAAGGAAGGAAGGUGAUGGGGGUGAAUGUGGUUGUUGUGGUCGCCGCUGGGUGGAGGUUGGUCGGAGUCGGUAAGAAACCCAUUGGUCGAAGAGGACCAGUGGAUCGGGACGGGGAAACGGAUUUCUCUCUCUUUUUAUCUGUGGUUUAGUCACAUUGCAACUGAAACUGCUUCAGCUUCGGACAGCUUAUCAAUCAAUCAAGCGAUCGUUCAUUUCUGUGUUUUGUUUCAAAUCAGUUCCCACCACUUGUUGAGAGGGCAGUGUUGUGGCCUAACCAAAGGUAAUUGACGGGGAUGGCGCAUUUUCCUGUUGUGUUUGUAGUGUAUGCACUACUAGUUUUCUUCGUUUGUCACCAUGUGAUUGUAUUUGUUGCGUAGCAUAGAGGGAGGGGGGGGAGGAAGGAAGGAAAGCUUCAAUUUUUAUUUUUUUGGGAUGCGUUUAUUGGGGGUGGUCAAAGGUCCUUGCCAUAUGAUACCUGUUUUCAAUCACAUCGGAUGGACUGAAUCAGUGAUCGGGAAUACAAAGGGAAGGUGAUAAGGCAGUCCUAAUCAAUCGACUCAAUUGUUUACAUGCCUCACAAGCCAGCUGCAAGUCUGUAGAUUCCCCUGAAAAUGGUCCAAGUAUUAAUUGUGCCUUAUUUUGUUUGUCCUGACUGGUCUGACCGGAGGUGAGCGAAGGGACGGGGGUGUUGGUUUCUCCUCGGCUCGGUUCCCCAGACUUAAAGAAGGCAUAAGUUCUGACAGUCGUCCGUGCACAGACUGUAAUAUUUCCCCCACUUCACCAACUUUGUAAAUAGACCGUAUGAAUUACUCAGUGUUACUGCCAUAUUUAUGUAGUUGAUGAACUCCAUACACGUAUAAUGCUAUGUCGUAUUGGCCAAAACCCCCAUGGUUUGUGUUCUUUAUAUAUAUUUUUUUUCAGUUCUGAACUUCCUUUUAAACGUGUGUGAAUUUCCAAAAAACAAUAAAAUAAAAUUGAAAAAAAAAAUGACAAAAGGAGCGUUGCAAAGUGCUGCAGGGCGGGACCGGGAGCUGUUUGUGCGAAUUUCUUUCGGAGACGUUGCUUAUCCUGUAAAUAUAUCUAUCAUUUUAUUAAAGCAUGUGCAACAACAAAGUCAGCUAUGCCGAAUUCCCACCACGUCAUGUAUUUAAAUGUUGGGUGUGUGUGUGCGUGUGUGUGUGUGUGAGCGUGUGAGUGUGCGAUCGAGGCAGGAAGGGAUUUGUUCAUGCAUAAUAAAUCGAUUUGGUUAAUAACUGAA